Aphanomyces invadans is the source of this 2319-nucleotide messenger RNA. RefSeq lists its product as hypothetical. Gene Ontology annotation, biological process: protein targeting to vacuole; vesicle-mediated transport. The transcript has 4 exons. NCBI's taxonomy places the organism in Eukaryota, Oomycota, Saprolegniomycetes, Saprolegniales, Verrucalvaceae. The record is from RefSeq and is a predicted model, not a curated record. The coding region runs from base 32 to 1270 and encodes 412 amino acids.
GUUCAGCUGCGGAUCUUCAAUCGGCCGCGCCAUGUCGUACCUGCCUGAAGUUCACAUCCUGAGCGGCGCUGGCAAACCCAUCUUCUCCACGAAGGACGCCGACAACUGCGACAACGUGGCUAGAGCCGGCUUGAUCCAGGGCCUCAGCAGCUUCGCGGACGACGCGCUGAGGCAGAUCACGACGCCGACGCAUGAGCUGACGUUCCUUCCGUCUCCUCCGUUGCUCUUCUUCUGCGCCACUCCUUCUUCCCUCCGAGGUCUGAACGUCGGGCGUUUGCUCCACUUGCUCAAACAUCACCUACUCGUGUUCUUGACACAAAACGGCGUCUCCCUCAUCGAGUCCAACCCGAGCUACGACCUGCGCAAUCUCCUCUAUGGCACCCACGGUGUCCUUAUGGCAGUUGUCUCUGCGUGGACAUCGACAGUGUGGCCACAAUUGGAUGGGUUCGGCGUUCGAUGUGUACGCAUGACAUCCCCCUCCAUGACUCGUCCACACAUCCAGAGCGGCAUGGACGUUCCAGGGCUCGUGUUCGGGCUGGUUUCGCACGGCGACAGCGUUGUAGCUUACAAGCAGGGACUGCCGGACCACCCUCUUCCCAUCGAAGAUGUCCACGUCCUGCUCCACAUCCUGCAGCACAUGCCGUCCUUCCGGAAGUCGGAAUCGUGGACACCGCUGUGCUUGCCAACUUUUAACCGCGGCGGAUUCUUAUACGGCUACGUAUUGUUCCUGUCGAACGGGAUGAGCGUAUUGUUGCUAAGUAACGACCAGAGCCAACGCCAGUUCUACACGUUCCAAACGCAGACCCGUCGUGUCCUUGAGCCGUUGCUUUUGAAAGCUUUCCCUCCGCCACCAGCCGCACAACCAUGUAAGCCGCUGCCACAGUUGCCUGGACAGUUCCAGCCGCUCUUGCUCCACUUCUUUUGUCAGUCGUUCGUCACCCACGAAGUCGUGUGUCCGCCCUUUGAAGAGUGCACGCUGCUCGAGUCCCCAUCGUGGCGCCUUCACGUCCUCCGGGUAUACCAUACGCUACAUCAACGGCUUCACCCAACAAAGUCGGAAACACUCGUCAUGGGCGGCGCACCGUCCGCGGCUUCGAUUCGUUCGUCCUCUACCUACUUUCUUCGAGCUGAUACGAUGGUUGCUCUCGGGCUAGUCAAGCCACAAUUGGGGCUGAUGUAUGUGUGCUGCCAGCCGCUUUUGACGGCGGAGCAGACCACCGAUUUGGCAGAAUCGCUGUGGCAUGUGCUGCUCGAGAGUUACUGGGCGUAAGGCGCGAAACCACCGAAAAAACAUGACCAGCGCAUUGCCACACCGAAAAAACAUGACCAGCGCACUGCCACACGUGAUACGAAUUCAGAUAACUCAACCUCAUGGUGCCUCGCCGCACUGACGCGUUUCGAGGAGACCGAGGAUCUGUUCGGGCACAGGACGACGGGCAGGAUCGAAGUGCAUGCAAGCGGUCGCGAGGUCGACAAUCCACUGGGGGCACUGCGCCGUGAAAGUCGGUCGCAGGUUUUCGUGGAGCACUCUCCACACGAUCGACGCAUUCGACGAACUUCGUUUGUCUUGCACGACGUCCCAGUACGGCAACUCGUGGGUGUCGAGCUCGGUCAGCAGCACCCCAAACGAAAACACAUCCACCGCGACGGUGUAAUGCCGGAAUGCCAGCACCUCUGGAGCGAUCCAGCGAUACGUGCCAACACCGCAUGACAUGCUAGCGUCGGUCGCGCGCCUCGAGAUGCCGAAGUCAGCCAGUUUUGCGCCAGUGGUCUCGUCCAAGAGUACAUUUCGGCUCUUUAAGUCGCGGUGAAUAAUUCCGUUUGCCUUGAGGUACACGAGCGCUUUCACAACGUGGAUCGCGAUAGCGAUCUUUUCCGCCCACGGUGGUGUGGAAAGCCCUUUCGAACGAGUCAAAAAGUCGCGAAGGUCGCCCAUGGGCAUGUACUCCAACGCGGCAUGGACGUCGGUGGCCUUGGUCCAUGCUGCGGCCAACAAUGCCACAAUGAAAGGACAUUGAAGCGACGACAUCAAGUCAAGCUCAUCGAGAAAGGUUUGAAUGUCCGUCCGCGUCGAUUUCGAGCAAGUCUUGACGGCCACCGUCUUGUUCAUGUAUGUCCCUAGCCAGAUCGUUCCAAAUGCACCGGAAGCCAACGGCUUUGUGCGCUGAAUGGCGCCGACGGCGACUUGAAUACGAUGCAAAUUGUGCCAGUUGAUCCCGUCGUUGUGCAUGCUCGCGGCAGAGGAUGCCGCUGUCGGGGCAUUCGACGGAUGGCGGAUGUACAAUGCUGGUGGGGACGUGGCUCCGUCAUCGUCCCUCU